Molecule: messenger RNA, 240 nt
Organism: Necator americanus (New World hookworm)
Lineage: Eukaryota; Metazoa; Nematoda; Chromadorea; Rhabditida; Ancylostomatidae
Exons: 2
Coding region: 1-240 (79 amino acids)
Source: RefSeq, a predicted model, not a curated record
AUGAAAGAGGACCUGAGGACAAUCGGCGUGGAUAAGCAGUUCAGACGAGACGUAGUGUUUUGCAGAAUAUGGAAUAGCGACGAAUGGAUUGAUUCUGUGCAAGCUCUCGCAGAAGAUCGAGAAGGCGAUGACAUCAGCCCGCCGAUUAAGUCAAGUGAGUCACCAACGCAAGUCAAAGUUAUGGAUAACUGGCUUCGACUUCUACUCGCCUCAUUGACAGUGUCAUUGUCUGUUUUCUAG